UUGAAUCAAAAUUCAUUUCUACAUUCCUACCCUUAUCCACAACGUUACCAUAGUCUUGUGUUGUUCCCUUCUUCUUCUUCUUCUCUCAAAGAUGUCUAUUAUCACUUCCUUCAAAUCCCUAACAAUGGCAGAAUCUUGCAUACUCUCUCAACCUUCACUCUUCUACACCAAAACCAAAUCCUCAUUCAUCUCAAAUUCUGUUAAGAAACCUUUCAAGCUACAAAACCCAUCAUACAAUUCUUCACGCUCUCUCUCCCUCAUUGCUAGAAGAAGAAGAACACACCAUUCUUCUCUUCUCACGUUCGUAGCACAGACUUCAGAUUGGGCUCAACAGGAAGAACAAGAGGACGGAGCUGCUUGGGAGAAUCAAGGUGAACCCACUUGGGGAAAUGCAGAUGUUAGUGAAGCUGAAACCAACCAAGUUGAGAGUUUUGAGGAACCAUCUGAAGAUUUGAAGAUUUUUGUUGGGAAUUUGCCUUUUGAUGUUGAUAGUGAGAAAUUGGCCUUGCUUUUUGAACAGGUUGGGACUGUUGAAAUUGCUGAGGUAAUUUAUAAUAGGGAUACUGACCGCAGUCGUGGAUUCGGAUUUGUAACCAUGAGUACAGUGGAAGAAGUUGAGAAGGCUGUGAACAAGUACAGUGGCUUUGAAUUAGAUGGAAGGUUAUUGACUGUUAAUAAGGCCGCUCCAAGAGGAGUACGUCCCGAGCGUGCACCACGUGCCUUUGAUUCCGGUUCCGGUUUAAGAGUCUACGUUGGUAACUUGCCAUGGGAUGUCGACAGUUCUCGCUUGGAACAAAUUUUCAGCGAACAUGGUAAGGUUGAGAGUGUUCGGGUAGUCUAUGACAGAGAGACCGGUCGAUCACGUGGUUUUGGAUUUGUUACAAUGUCUAGUGAGAAUGAUAUGAAUGAAGCCAUCAGUGCUCUUGACGGUCAGAGCUUGAACGGGAGGGCGCUUAGAGUGAAUGUUGCUGAGGAAAGGCCCAGGCGCAACUCUUUCUGAGUGCAAGAAAUUUUCACUUUCAAAGUGAGUGUUGGCUGAUUUAUUUUUUUCUUUUUAAUGGCUGAGGAUACAAUUUCAAUUUUUUUAUUUUCAGAUGUUCCUUUUUGGCACAUGGUUUCAUAUUAGAUUUGCAUAUUUUGAUGUUAUUAAUUAAUGUCCACAUGAAAAUUAUUAAGCUAUGAUUCCAAUUUUAAAGGAAA
Messenger RNA from Cicer arietinum (chickpea), 1200 nucleotides. RefSeq names its product 28 kDa ribonucleoprotein, chloroplastic. Gene Ontology annotation, biological process: chloroplast rRNA processing. The record is from RefSeq and is a predicted model, not a curated record. Gene Ontology annotation, molecular function: mRNA binding. Lineage: Eukaryota; Viridiplantae; Streptophyta; Magnoliopsida; Fabales; Fabaceae. Gene Ontology annotation, cellular component: chloroplast thylakoid membrane.